Molecule: messenger RNA, 1220 nt
Organism: Sphaeramia orbicularis (orbiculate cardinalfish)
Lineage: Eukaryota; Metazoa; Chordata; Actinopteri; Kurtiformes; Apogonidae
Gene: wbp2
Product: WW domain binding protein 2
Exons: 8
Coding region: 166-957 (263 amino acids)
Biological process (GO): positive regulation of DNA-templated transcription
Cellular component (GO): nucleus
Molecular function (GO): chromatin DNA binding; transcription coactivator activity
Source: RefSeq, a predicted model, not a curated record
GAAGGGCAGGUGCAAACAGCCCGCAGCAUUAACGCCACAACAACCGUUAUCUGCGCACAGGCCGAGCGGGCUGCACAUAGGCCUGGGGAUAUUUUACCUGACAGAGGAGCUUCAUAAGACAACCUUUAUUGUGUUUGGUUUCGGAGACUGUGGCGUACCGUCGACAUGACUCUGAACCAGAACCACUCGGAGUCCGGCGGAGUCAUCAUCAACAACAGUGAAAGUGUGCUGAUGAACUACGAUAACGUGGAGCUGGUUUUCUGUGAUACAGACAGUCUGCCUGAAGCCUUCAAAAAGAGCAAGAAAGGCAGCAUCUACCUAACACCGUACAGGGUGAUAUUUUUGGCCAAAGGACGUGAUGCAUUGCAAUCGUUUAUGAUGCCCUUUUAUCUGAUGAAGGGCUGUGAGGUCAAACAACCUGUGCUUGGGGCCAAUUACAUCAAGGGUACUGUCACUGCAGAGCCUGGAGGCGGCUGGGAAGGCAGUGCUACUUUCAAGAUGGUAUUUUCUGCUGGAGGAGCCAUUGAGUUUGGCCAGUACAUGCUGCAAGUUGCAGCUCAGGCAUCCAGAGGUCAGCCAGUGACUCCCGGGUUUGGUGGAUGCCCCUACAUGGCUAACGGAGCCUAUGCUUACCCUCCUCCCCCUGCCAAUGGGAUGUACCCUGCUGGACCUCCACCUGGAUACUCGUACCCCAACCCUCCUCCACCAGGUGGAUUUUACCCCAACCCACCUGCAUUCGAUGCCUCUGCAGCCUACAUGCCUCCUCCACCUUACUCCGCUCCUCUGGGCCAGCAGCCACCACAUGACCCUGACCUCCCCUCCUCAGCAGCAGCGGAGGCCAAAGCUGCUGAGGCAGCAGCGAGUGCCAGCUGUGCUACGCUGCCUCCAACACAUGUGUACCUGCCAGAGGACAAGCCUCCUCCCUACUCUCCACCAGAAGACAAGAAGAACCAGUAGACCUGCUUCCUCAUUCCUUCCUUUUCUUCACCUGUGUCCACUGUCCAUCAGCCCCUCUCUCAUUCCAUGAACUGGACAUCAGGACAACCAAAGCUUUUUUUUUUUUUUUCCAACAUUAUGCCAUCUUUCCAUCUUCCCUAACCUAUUUCUAACUCCACUGUUGCGCUAACCUUUCUCAUCCUUCUGUAUUUCCAUUCUGGUGCAAAUCUUUACAUUCCUUUAAAUGAUCCAUGUAAUGUAUUCAGACUUCCUUUAAAAAAGCA